Messenger RNA from Acyrthosiphon pisum (pea aphid), 1071 nucleotides. RefSeq lists its product as uncharacterized. Bases 1 to 1071 code for a protein of 356 amino acids. Gene Ontology annotation, molecular function: nucleic acid binding. The record is from RefSeq and is a predicted model, not a curated record. The transcript has 4 exons. NCBI's taxonomy places the organism in Eukaryota, Metazoa, Arthropoda, Insecta, Hemiptera, Aphididae.
AUGUCAUACUCUAAUGUUGAAAAAAUGGAUAUGCUAAAAUGUUACACACAGUGUAGUAAUAAUGCUACAGCAGCAGUUAAGUUAUAUGCUGAACUUUAUGGUGACCGUACAAUACCCAGCCGUUUUACAUUUGCAAGGAUACAAAAGAAUUUACUUUCACAUGGUUCUUUCAAUAAAAAAAAUAUAAAAAGUGUAAGAUGUAAGAGAGUAAAGAGAGAUGUAAAUGAGAAAAAUACUGUUAUGGUUCUUGCACAUUUAUAUAAGGAUCCACAUACAUCAUUGCGUAGAAUAUCAGCUGAAACUGGAAUAACAUAUAGUUCUUGUCAAAAAAUUGCAAAAUUAAACAAAUUUCACGACUACAAAAUUCAAUUAAUUCACCAUUUACGUCCAACUGAUUUUGAAAGAAGAUUAUACAUGGUAGCUCAAUUCUUAACAAAAAUUGAUGAAGAACCGGAUUUCCUUACAAAUAUUUUAUGGACAGAUGAAUCACGGUUUACAAAUAAUGGGAUGAUCAACAGACAUAAUAGUCAUUAUUGGUCCGAUUCAAACCCUCAUUGGACUAAAGAUGUUAACUUUCAAGUUAAGUGGGGAGUUAAUGUAUGGUGUGGAAUUUUGGGAGACACUUUAAUAGGGCCAUACUUUUUUGAUGGUACACUAACUGGGAAUAAAUAUAGAAACUUUUUAAACUAUGAAAUUCCAAAACUCUUGGAAAAUGUAUCACUGGAGCAACGUUUAAAAAUGUACUAUCAUCAAGAUGGAGCCCCAGCACAUAACAGUAAUAUGGUUCGAGAAUGUUUAACAGAAAUAUUUGGAGUCAACUGGAUUGGCACGUAUAGUCCAGAAAUUAGAUGGCCAGCUCGUAGUCCAGAUUUGACUCCACUAGAUUUUUUUCUUUGGGGUUUCUUAAAAGAAGUUGUCUAUAUAACACAAUCAGUCACUAUAGAAGAACUUCAAAAGAAAAUAGUAGACGCCUGUGCAUCAAUUCCUAGGGAAAUGCUAUUGAAAGUAACCCACCACGAAGUGUUGAAACGAAUGGAAAUGUGCUUAGAAGAGAAACAAAAAACCGAAUAA